Messenger RNA from Candida dubliniensis CD36, 4353 nucleotides. Its product is annotated as putative agglutinin-like protein. NCBI's taxonomy places the organism in Eukaryota, Fungi, Ascomycota, Pichiomycetes, Serinales, Debaryomycetaceae. The coding region runs from base 1 to 4353 and encodes 1450 amino acids. The record is from RefSeq and is a predicted model, not a curated record. Gene Ontology annotation, cellular component: fungal-type cell wall. The transcript has a single exon. Gene Ontology annotation, biological process: cell adhesion involved in single-species biofilm formation; cell adhesion involved in multi-species biofilm formation.
AUGUUUUUACGAUUUUUGUUGCUAUGCAUCUGUUUAUCAGUUGCUGGUGCAAAGGUAAUUACGGGUAUUUUCAAUAGUUUUGAUUCAUUGACUUGGACCAAUGCUGCUAGAUACCCGUUUAAGGGACCCGGAUACCCAACUUGGAAUGCUGUUUUAGGUUGGUCUUUAGAUGGAACUGUUGCUAGCCCAGGUGACACCUUUACUUUGAUCAUGCCUUGUGUAUUCAAAUUUAUUACUAAUCAAACAUCUGUUGAUUUGAUUGCUGAUGGGGCAGACUAUGCUACAUGCCAGUUCCAUGCAGGUGAAGAAUUUACAACCUUUUCAUCCUUGACGUGUACUGUGAGCAGUGCUUUGAACCCAUCUAUUAAGGCUCUUGGUACAGUUACUUUACCCAUCUCAUUUAACGUAGGUGGAACAGGAUCAUCGGUUGACUUAGAAAAUUCCAAGUGCUUUACUGCUGGUACCAACACGGUCACAUUCACUGAUGGGAAUAACAAAAUUUCAACUACUGUUGAGUUCAAUAAAACCACAGUUGAUCCAAGUGGAUACUUGACUUCCGCCAGACGUAUUCCAAGUCUCAAUCAAGUUACAUCUCUUUAUAUGGCCCCACAAUGUGUGAAUGGUUACACUUCUGGUAUAAUGGGAAUUUCGAGUAAUAGCGGCAUUGAUAUUGACUGUUCAACUGUUCAUGUUGGGAUUUCAAAAGGAGUGAAUGAUUGGAAUUUUCCAGUAUCAUACGAUUCAUUUAGUUACAAGAAAACUUGCUCACCUACUGGUAUUUCUAUCACAUAUGAAAAUAUCCCUGCAGGUUAUCGUCCAUUUAUUGACGCUUACAUUUCUGCUUCAGGAGUUAAACUGUACGCUUUGUCAUAUGCUAAUAAUUAUACUUGUGUUGAUAGCAGCUUUCAAAAUAAACCAUUUACUAUAAGAUGGACCGGAUACAAUAGUAGCGAAGCUGGUUCCGACGGUGUUGUCAUUGUGGUAACAACCAGAACAGUUACAGAUAGUACUACUGCUGUGACUACUUUACCAUUCAAUUCCGAUGUUGACAAAACUAAAACAAUUGAAAUUUUGCAACCCAUUCCAACAACUACCAUCACAACAUCAUAUGUUGGUGUGACUACUUCCUAUAGAACCCAAACUGUACCUAUUGGACAAACUGCUACUGUUAUUGUUGAUGUUCCAUAUCAUACUACAACUACUGUUACUAGUAAAUGGACAGGAACAAUCACUACUACUGCGACUCGUACCAAUCCAACAGGUUCAAUCGAUACAGUUGUUGUACAAGUUCCACUGCCAAACCCAACAGUCUCCUCUACUGAAUAUUGGUCGCAAUCCUAUGGAACAACUACCACAGUCACCGCACCUCCAGGUGGUACUGAUACUGUGAUUAUUAGAGAACCACCAAAUUACACAGUAACUACAACUGAAUACUGGUCACAAUCCUAUGCCACGACCACCACUGUUACUGCUCCUCCAGGUGGUACAGACACUGUGAUCAUUAGAGAACCACCUAAUUACACAGUGACUACAACUGAAUACUGGUCACAAUCGUUUGCUACUACCACCACUGUUACUGCCCCUCCAGGUGGUACAGACACUGUUAUCAUUAGAGAACCUCCAAAUUACACAGUAACUACAACUGAAUACUGGUCACAAUCGUUUGCUACUACCACCACUGUUACCGCUCCUCCAGGUGGCACUGAUACUGUUAUCAUUAGGGAACCACCUAAUUACACUGUUACAACCACUGAAUACUGGUCACAAUCGUUUGCUACUACCACCACUGUUACUGCUCCUCCAGGUGGCACUGACACUGUUAUCAUUAGGGAACCUCCAAACCCAACUGUGACAACAACCGAGUACUGGUCUCAAUCCUAUGCAACAACCACGACUGUUACUGGUCCACCAGGUGGAACCGAUAUUGUCCUUAUUAGGGAACCACCUAAUUACACGGUUACAACCACUGAAUACUGGUCUCAAUCCUAUGCCACGACCACCACUGUUACUGGACCACCAGGAAAUACUGAUACUGUCAUCAUUAGAGAACCACCAAACCCAACUGUUACUACCACUGAAUAUUGGUCAGAAUCCUAUGCUACCACCACCACCAUUACCGCCCCACCAGGAGGUACCAACUCAGUAAGAAUCAGAGAGCCUCCAAAUUUUACAGUCACAACCACUGAGUAUUGGUCACAAUCUUAUGCAAGUACUACAACCGUUACUGGUCCACCAGGUGGAACUGACACCGUAAUCAUCAAGGAACCUCCAAAUUACACGGUUACCACUACUGAAUACUGGUCACAGUCAUACGCAAGUACUAGCACUGUUACUGCUCCACCGGGAGGAACUGAUACUGUUAUCAUUAGAGAACCUCCAAAUUACACAGUGACUACAACUGAAUACUGGUCACAAUCGUUUGCUACUACCACCACUGUUACAGCACCUCCAGGUGGUACAGAUACUGUUAUCAUUAGGGAACCACCUAAUUACACUGUUACAACCACUGAAUAUUGGUCUCAAUCCUAUGCCACAACCACUACUGUUACUGCUCCUCCAGGUGGCACUGACACUGUUAUCAUUAGGGAACCUCCAAACCCAACUGUGACAACAACCGAGUACUGGUCUCAAUCCUAUGCAACAACCACGACUGUUACUGGUCCACCAGGUGGAACCGAUAUUGUCCUUAUUAGGGAACCACCUAAUUACACGGUUACAACCACUGAAUACUGGUCUCAAUCCUAUGCCACGACCACCACUGUUACUGGACCACCAGGAAAUACUGAUACUGUCAUCAUUAGAGAACCACCAAACCCAACUGUUACUACCACUGAAUAUUGGUCAGAAUCCUAUGCUACCACCACCACCAUUACCGCCCCACCAGGAGGUACCAACUCAGUAAGAAUCAGAGAGCCUCCAAAUUUUACAGUCACAACCACUGAGUAUUGGUCACAAUCUUAUGCAAGUACUACAACCGUUACUGGUCCACCAGGUGGAACUGACACCGUAAUCAUCAAGGAACCUCCAAAUUACACGGUUACCACUACUGAAUACUGGUCACAGUCAUACGCAAGUACUAGCACUGUUACUGCUCCACCGGGAGGAACUGAAACUGUGAUUAUCAAGGAACCACCUAAUCCAACUAUUACUACCACUGAGUUUUGGUCACAGUCCUACGACACUACCACAACCAUUACUGCCCCACCAGGUGGCACUAAUAGUGUCAUUAUCCGAAUCCGUUCUAGUCCAAGUGAUGAAUCUAGUGAGUCCACAUUCUCAAUAUUAUCUGUUCCCUCAUUUUCAGCCUCGAUAAGUAUUGUCUCCUCGUUUUCUCGUCCACAUUAUGUAAACACUACGGUUACCAACUUACCUAGUUCCCAGUCAUCAUCAGUGAAUAUACUUUCCAGUGAUGAGAUAACGUUUACUAAUGAUGAUAGAUUCACGUCUUCGAUUGUUUUUGAAAGUGGUGAAACAAGUGUGGCAAUAUCAACAACUUUCUGUGAUGACGAACAUGGUUGCCAAUCUUCUGUUACACAAGGUUCUGUUGUAAGAACUACUGCAACAACGACGGCAACAACCACAACAGUUAUUGGUGGAAAUAAUGGCACGGAUAAACCAAAGUCUGGUGAGUUAGCUUCUACUGGUUCUGUUACAAGCAAGAUAGUAACACCGGGUGGUCCAUCACCAACUGCACCCUUGAAUCCUGGGUCUCCAAAUAAUGGUGUACCAUCACCUAAAUCACCAUCUGCAGAAACACCAGCCACCAAGAAUGUACCUGGAUCACCAGAUAUUCCAGACACUAAAUCGACUGAUAUUUCUAGGACAACGACUGUUGUGUCCCAUACGGCGACUGAGAGUGGAGCUACUGGUGUUCCGAUAAAUCCAAACCCUGCUUUGACAACAGGUACCCCAUUGGUAGGCAAACCUGGUUCUGUAGUUAACCCGUCACGUGAAACUGGUAUCAAUACAGGAUCAAGAAGUUCAACUAAGAUUGUUACUCCACAUGCUACUGGAACUGCCACAGCUGCUAUUCCAGAUACAGGUAAUGGUGCUACUACAAAGGGUCAUGAUACAACUGGUGGUAAUUCCCAUGGAUCUGCAGCUACCACUAAUACUCAAGGUGGAAAUAAUGAACCAGUUAAUCAAUCACCACCUAAUACAGGUGGAGCAUCUGUGGGUACCAGUAGCCAAGGAGUUGACACCACAGCCUCUCAAGCGACUACAUUAAGUCAACAGACUACAAGUUCCUUAAUCACCACGCCUUUAGCUUCUACAUUUGAUGGUUCUGGUUCUAUUGUUCAACAUUCAACCUGGUUGUAUGUGUUGCUUACUGCUAUUUCUUUAUUCUAUUAG